AUGACCAGAUCACGCCGAUCAGCAGUCCCAGUCGUAGCAUCUACACUGAGGAAUACACUGGUACAAAUUGGGACGGGAUAUAGUUCCAGCCAAAUCCAUCAGCCGGUGACUUCAAAGCAGAUAUCGCUACCACCACUGGCCUCACCACUUCCUCCAAUUUCAACUACUUUCAGGCAAGGCCGCAAGACAGCCGGUGCCCAACACGCCAGAAGUCCUGGCAGUUCAGUAACUAGACCAGGCCAUACUGCCGCCAACAUCACCGCUCUCAGUACCACCCCUCCAAAUGAAUCAGAACCUCCCCUCCCGCCGUCACUACCCUCAAACCACUUCAUGGGAACUGCGGAAUUUUGUGCCCUAAUCUCGAAAGACGUCGCAAGAAGCGAAGGAGAUCGCGGAGAAGGAAACAAGGACUUCAAACUGGUAUGGUACAAGGCACAGUGCGGGGAUAACCUGCGCGAUCGCUGCUUUGUGCUCUGGGAGGAGAAGUGCCUUGGCAGGCUGGACCUGGAUUUGGGUGUUGGUUCCGGUGUGGAUGAGGUGACAUGUCUCUUUUGUCGUGAGUGGUGGGUGGCAAGGAAUGGAGACGAAUUAAGAUGUAAUGGAUACAGAACGGAUGCAGUGUAA
Paracoccidioides lutzii Pb01 is the source of this 624-nucleotide messenger RNA. RefSeq lists its product as hypothetical. The record is from RefSeq and is a predicted model, not a curated record. The transcript is spliced from 2 exons. The coding region runs from base 1 to 624 and encodes 207 amino acids.